This is a messenger RNA of Homalodisca vitripennis (glassy-winged sharpshooter), 1948 nucleotides long. RefSeq lists its product as uncharacterized. The transcript has 6 exons. Gene Ontology annotation, molecular function: phosphatase activity. Bases 776 to 1810 code for a protein of 344 amino acids. NCBI's taxonomy places the organism in Eukaryota, Metazoa, Arthropoda, Insecta, Hemiptera, Cicadellidae. The record is from RefSeq and is a predicted model, not a curated record.
UUACUGUUAUACACAAAUAUAGUGGUUUGAACUAAAUUACAAAAUUAUGUUUCAUUGAACUUAUUUAACAUUUUGUUUUAUUUCCUUAGAAAUUAGUCAUUUUCUCCUGAUACUGUAACUACCAGUAUGCAAUUAAUUUCCAAGUAUUUUUAGUAACAAUACAUAGUAUGUAUCUAUAUAAGAAAUUAAUUUUUAAACAUUAAGCAUUAAUGUACCUAUGUUUGUACAUUUUAUAAAUUUGUUCUCUAAACUUCACUAAUGAAGUAAACCUGCAUAGUAACACUCUCUGAAUUUCAACAUUACAACAUUUUGUACAAUGAAUACAUCACAUUUCAUAAAUGCAUAAUCAUUACCAAAGUCAGUUAAAUACCUAUAACGGAUACAAGAGAAAAACUACUUUUUAGUUGACUUAUGGACAAACAUGUUAUUUUUAUUAAUACAUUUUUAUUUCUCUAUAUACAUUUGUUUACUUUUAUAUUUUUAUUUAUUUGUGUCAUGUCAUUCUAAGAAACAAACUGAUACAGUUUCUCUUAUAUUACAAAGUAACAGAUUCAAUAAAUAGAUCUGAUUAGAUAUAUGAUUAUUGAAAAUAAGCAUUCAUACUCUCAAUUAAAUAAAUGUGGAUGAACAGGCGGCCGUUAUUAAUGUUACUAAAAAGGCAUAUCUGCAAGUUAUAAUAAAUGUUUUAGACCAAAGUUAUAUAAAAAGCUAUGACAAAAUUCAAACAUGAUUGUAUUAAUUUGUUACCUGAUACACUUAAGAAACUAUACAAUAAAUGAUUCUUUUAGUCUUUGGAUUGCUAUUCAAUUCUUUCAAUAAUUAUAUCCUAAUACAAGGUAGAUCGAAAACUCAAAAUCAUUAUAAAAAUGUUUCACAUCUUCUGUAUGAUGGCAUUGAGAUGACUCAAGCAAGUAUAAAUUCAGGCGAAGAACAGAAUCUCAGUGAUGAACCAAAUUUGGAGUAUGGUCAGGAUACAUUAGAUAAAUCAAGUUGUACACAUGAAAAAAGCACUAAACGAUCUGUAGGAACUCGAAGAACAAGAAAACCUCGGAACACAUUCUCUACCACCUUACAUCCUCGACUUGACAUUAUACCAAAGUUAAUGAUGUUUGAAGCAGACAGAGUGCUGUGGCCUUUUUUCUAUGAAUCUGAAGUAGUACUUCCCUAUGAUUUAAUACAACCAACAGCAUGGCCUCUUCCAGAACGCAAGGGUCAUCGCUGGUGGACAGGCAAUUUUGGGGGCAGAGAGCUUGUCGAUAACAAUGGGAAGUGUUUACAGUUAAAUUACGAGGCACUUGUUUUAUUUCUAAAACUGCGGCACAGAGGCAUUCAACUGGCUCUGACUGUGACAGUAAACAACAGCAGUAACAUUAUAGGAAUAAAACAUUUGGUGAGACUGUUUGAGUAUGAAGAUAUAUUCAACUACAGUGAAAUAGAUGAGGGCUCUGCUUUGGAACACGUUCGGCUGAUAAAAGAACAGUCGGGUCUAGAAUUCAGAGAUAUGGUUUAUUUUGGAAUAAAUAAAACCGUUCUAGAUGAUCUUCACAAAGAGUUAAAAGUAAUCACUGUACAUAUAAACCCUGCAAAAGGACUCGGUGAAGAGGAUGUACAAGAAGGUGCUCGUUUGUAUGCCAUUCGACCACAUGUGCCCAGGGCCUCAGAAAUACCUUUGACAGUUGGUAAAAUUGUGUCAGAUGAGGAAGCUGCUAAUAUCUAUGAAGAUGAAGUUAUGAAAAUGUUUGUUCAAAAAUCUGAGGAAUCAGCAUCAAGAAACAUGACAUAUGAUAUUUCUGAGUCUGAUGAAAAAUGAAAUAUUUAUGAAAUGAAAAUAUAUAGCUAUUUCUGCAUACUAGUUUGUUUAAAAAUGUAAAAGUUUUAAAAUAUUUUGGUAGUUAUAUAAAGCUGUUUAAUUUUAGUCUUAUUUGAAUAAAUAAUUAUUUUUAUUGCA